This is a messenger RNA of Diospyros lotus (date-plum), 1261 nucleotides long. RefSeq lists its product as uncharacterized. The record is from RefSeq and is a predicted model, not a curated record. The coding region runs from base 510 to 1154 and encodes 214 amino acids. The transcript has 3 exons. NCBI's taxonomy places the organism in Eukaryota, Viridiplantae, Streptophyta, Magnoliopsida, Ericales, Ebenaceae.
CCGUAGGGCUCCACGCAAGAUGAUGAAUCAAAAUAUCAGUUUCCGAUUUUUUAUUGUCCAACAAUAGUAAAGGGCUUGCUAGUUGCUUGCUUCUGGGGCUUCUCCGUAAUUUAGUUAUAAUCAUGCCUGGUUGCAAAUAUAUAAGACCCCCUCCAAUUACCCAUCGCAACCUUCAAAUAAAAGCCAGAAAAAGAAAAGGGGAGGCAACUUAACCAAAUGAAAUUGCAUUUGGGUUAUAUAUAAGGCCCUGCUCUGCUCACACAAACAUUCAAACUGAGUUUCAAGUUUGAUCAUGGAUGCGGAAUCGAUGCUUGCUUUGCGUCUCAACGUCCAUUAGCCCUUUAUUCAACGUGUGCUUGCUCCUAUUCUUUUCUUUCCCACCCGAGCUCUCUUCUAUCUAUAAUCUAUCUAUCAAUAUAUAUAUAUAUAUAUAUAUAUAAACACCAAACCUACUGCUACUUUGCAUUCUCUCUUUAUUCUUCCAAGUCCUCAAUUAAGUUUUUGAUGAAAUGAGGGCACAGGUGCUCUUCAUGGCCUGCUUCAUUGCACUCCACAUUGCAGCUGAAAAAUGCCGGCAGCUAGUGGGAGAAGAAGCUUCCUCAAAGAGCAGUACAGAGAGGUUCACAUUCCUCAACUGCUUCGACAUGAAAUUCGGAACCAUGGCCUGCGUGGUGAAGGAGUGCGUCAAGCUCUACUUCUACUACAUCAGAGCCGUCCAUGUUCGCAAAAUAAGAACUGCCGCAACCGAGGUUGCUCUGAGGGAGAAGCUGUCGCAGGGCCGGAACAACGAAGAAGCCAUGAAGGCGGCCCAGAGAUCCGGCGAGGCAGCGGCCCGGAGAGCAUCCAGACAGGCCAAACACAUAAUGGGCCCGGUUGUGUCGUCGGGAUGGGACUUUUUUGAAGCCAUUUACGUCGGAGGGAGCAUGGCAGAGGGCCUACUAAGGGGGAUCGGAACGUUCGUUGGAGCCUAUGCCGGAGGGAUCACCGGAGAGGCCAGGCUUGGGUGGUUGGGUUUUAUUUUGGGAAGCCAAAUGGGGAGUUGGGUUGGUGGAAGGACAGGGCUAAUGGCCUAUGAUGUGUGGAAUGGAGUGCAAUUCUUGCUUCAUCUUGUUCACAAAGAAAGAAUCUCUUAUUUGGGUCCUCCCAAUGGUUAAUUAGUGCUAGGAACAAGAUUCAGUGAGCUAACUAUGCUUGUUGCAACUAAUUAAAGAUUCGAUGUUUGAAUUCAAAUCAUUUCUGUUUUGAUAUCAUGUUGAAAAAU